Messenger RNA from Tinamus guttatus (white-throated tinamou), 1069 nucleotides. Lineage: Eukaryota; Metazoa; Chordata; Aves; Tinamiformes; Tinamidae. The record is from RefSeq and is a predicted model, not a curated record.
AGGAAAUUUGAAAAAAAUGGGAUUUUUACAUCUCUCCAGCCAGCACUGAAAACGAAUGGGGAUUGUUUUGCUUUGCCUCCUUUUCCUAUUUCUGCAAAGAAAUAACAAUGUACAAGGGAAUUGUUCUCGGGAAAGUGCAGUGACUUGUGAAGAUUGUUUGCUUUCUGGACCACACUGUGCUUGGUGUUUUCAAGAGAGUUAUACAGAUUCAUCAGGAAUUCAUGGAAGGUGUGAUACACCAGAAAAUCUUUUAUCAAAAGGAUGCCAGUUGAACUUGAUUGAAUUUCCCCCUUCCAAAGUGGAAAUUCAGAAGAAUAAGCCUCUUAGUAUUGGAAUACAGAACAAUUCUGAUGUCACACAGAUUUCUCCUCAAAAAUUAACUCUUUGGCUGCGACCAGGACAUGAAGAAACAAUACAGAUCAAAGUUCGCCAAACUGAAGAUUAUCCAAUUGAUCUCUACUACCUCAUGGAUCUUUCAGCUUCAAUGGAUGAUGAUCUGAAUACAAUAAAGGAGUUAGGUUCAACUCUCUCCAAAGAAAUGUCAAAAUUGACAAGCAACUUCAGACUAGGUUUUGGAUCUUUUGUUGAGAAACCGGUUUCACCAUUUAUCAAAACUACAGCUGAAGAAAUUAACAACCCUUGCAGAAGUGUUCCAUAUGAGUGCCUGCCUACCUUUGGGUACAAACAUGUUUUGCCAUUGACCAAUGAUGCAGAAAGAUUCAAUGAAAUUGUGAAAGGACAGAGAAUCUCUGCUAAUAUAGACACUCCAGAGGGAGGAUUUGAUGCGAUUAUGCAGGCAGCUGUUUGCAAGGAAAAAAUUGGAUGGAGGAAUGAUUCUUUACAUUUGCUGGUGUUUGUGAGUGAUGCUGAUUCCCAUUUUGGGAUGGACAGUAAACUGGCAGGGAUUGUUAUCCCUAAUGAUGGGAGCUGUCAUUUGGACCACAAUAAUGAAUAUUCCAUGUCAACUCUUCUGGAAUAUCCCACAAUUGGACAAUUAAUUGACAAACUUGUGCAAAACAAUGUUUUAUUAAUCUUUGCCGUAACAAAGGAGCAAAUUCACAUAUAUGAG